Megalobrama amblycephala (Wuchang bream) is the source of this 976-nucleotide messenger RNA. Its product is annotated as membrane-spanning 4-domains subfamily A member 8-like. The transcript is spliced from 6 exons. Gene Ontology annotation, cellular component: membrane. The record is from RefSeq and is a predicted model, not a curated record. NCBI's taxonomy places the organism in Eukaryota, Metazoa, Chordata, Actinopteri, Cypriniformes, Xenocyprididae. The coding region runs from base 160 to 822 and encodes 220 amino acids.
ACCACCUACUUCUCCUUUCACAUUAUCAGCAUUACUCACCCUCAUUAUCUUACUUGCGUCGGCUCAUCUCAGAAUAGUGAACUCAACUACAGAGCAAAGUGCAGUAAACCAACUGAAGAGAAGAUUUUUUUCUGGUCAAUUUCAGAUCCAGAAAGAAGAAUGUCUCAAACUGUCGUAGCCGUGAACUCUUCGACGCUUGUCAUCCAGUUUCAACCACCAACUCAAACAACAGCAGCUGGAACUGGGACAAAUGCUCCUGUGCCUGAUUAUGUACAGGAGGUGGCGGGAGUUUCACCUCUUCAUGGACAGAUACUUCUAAAAGGCCAUCCAAAAGCCCUUGGGACUGUCCAGAUAAUGAUUGGUCUGUUCACUCUCCUGCUGGGAAUCGUGUCUACAGUUCAUGGAUCCAGCUUUGCCGUUAUUGGUAUUCCUUAUUGGGGAUCUCUCAUCUACAUUUCCACAGGCUCACUCUGCAUUGCUGCAGAAAACAAACUGAAUUCACCCUCCGGUUUGUGUUUGGUGAAAUGUUCUCUGGGAAUGAACAUUAUUAGUACUUUAACUGCAGGCAUUUCCUUUAUCAUAAUUUCAAUAGAUUUUCUCCAAGGGCCAAUGAACACUUACUGCAGAGAUGAUUAUUCUUGUUAUGAAAUUGAGGCAAAGUAUAAGACUCUCUUCUUUGGAAUCAGUAGUGUAUCACUGAUAUUCGCCAUCCUUGAGUUUAUCAUCUCCAUCUAUCUGUCAGCAUUUGCAUGUAAAGCCACCUCCUGCUGCUGCUGUUCUCCACAGGUGAGUGAUGUGUCAAGUUUUUCAGUUAUUUACUGAAAAAUAACUAAAAUACAGAAAUUAUUCUAAGAAAUCCAAAUUAAAGCAUAAGGUUUCACACCAGGACAUUUCAGGAGGAUUUCUGUCUUUUGCUUUUUUCAAUCAGUAAGUAAGGAAGCUUAUCAUAUAUCUUUUUUCUUGCAGAUAUCGGAGG